AUGCCUCGCCGUUCGUACAACAUCGCCAUGAUGAGCGACUUCUUCUACCCCCAACCCGGCGGCGUAGAGAGCCACAUCUACCAGGUCGGCACCAAGCUCAUCGACCGCGGCCACAAGGUCGUCAUCGUCACCCACUCCUACGGCACCCGCAACGGCGUGCGCUACCUCACCAACGGCCUCAAGGUCUACUACGUGCCCUUUGCCGUCAUCUACCGCAACGCCACCUUCCCCACCGUCUGGUCCAUGUUCCCCAUCCUCCGCAACAUCUUUAUCCGCGAGGGCAUCGAGAUUGUCCACGCCCACGGCGCCCUGAGCGCCAUCUCCCACGAAGCCAUCCUCCACGGCCGCACCAUGGGCUUGCGCACCGUUUACACAGACCACUCCCUCUUUGGCUUUGCCGACAUUGGUAGCAUCCUCACCAACAAGCUACUCAAAUUCACCCUAAGCGACGUCGACCACGUCAUUUGCGUGAGCCACACAUGCAAAGAAAACACAGUCCUCCGCGCCUCCCUCGACCCCCUCAUGGUCUCCGCCAUCCCCAACGCCCUCGUCUCCGCCUCCUUCCGCCCCAAAAGGCACAGAUCUCCUCACCGCCGCUAUCCCCGCAUCCUCGAAGAGCACCCCAACACCCGCUUCAUCAUCGCUGGCGACGGACCCAAGGCCAUUGACCUCCAGCAGAUGAUUGAGCAAAACGUCCUCCAGGACCGCGUCGAGAUGCUCGGCGCCAUCCGCCACGAAGAGGUCCGCGACGUCCUCGUCCGCGGCCACAUCUACCUCCACCCUUCCCUCACCGAGGCCUUUGGCACCGCCCUCGUCGAGGCCGCCAGCUGCGGCCUCUACGUCGUCUCCACCCGCGUCGGCGGCAUCCCCGAGGUCCUGCCCCCGCACAUGACCGUCUUCGCCAACCCCGAAGAGGAUGACCUCGUCGCCGCCACCGGCCGCGCCAUCGACCGCAUGCGCGCCGGCGAGGUCAAGACCGAACUCUUCCACGAGCAGGUCAAGUCCUACUACUCGUGGGUCGACGUCGCCGCCCGCACCGAACGCGUCUACGACGGCAUCACGGGCGAAAUCUCCGAGGCCGAGUUUUACGGCUCCGACGCCUCCCGCCCCGAUACCCGCUCCCGCAUCCCUAGCUUCGCCAUCAUGGACCGUCUGAAGCGGUACUACGGCUGCGGCAUCUGGGCCGGGAAGCUCUUUUGCCUCGUCGCCACCGUCGAUUACCUCCUCUUUGUGUUUCUCGAGUGGUGGUUCCCAAGGAAUACCAUUGAUCCCGUGACGGACUGGCCCCGCAAAAUUAACAUGGAUGAUGCCCCGCCGUCCCCAAGCCAUAGGCAUGAAGAAGACCAGGGACUUCGAAGUACGAAACGGGGCCCAAUGAGGCUGGAGAGGACAUCUGCCGAGGAGUCCGAGGAGCACACCUCGGAUGUAUCACCACCUUGA
This is a messenger RNA of Parascedosporium putredinis, 1440 nucleotides long. The record is from the annotation of a GenBank genome assembly. NCBI's taxonomy places the organism in Eukaryota, Fungi, Ascomycota, Sordariomycetes, Microascales, Microascaceae.